Dovyalis caffra is the source of this 268-nucleotide messenger RNA. The record is from the annotation of a GenBank genome assembly. NCBI's taxonomy places the organism in Eukaryota, Viridiplantae, Streptophyta, Magnoliopsida, Malpighiales, Salicaceae.
GGAAUAAGGGUUUCGAGUUAGUGUUUGAGAGGUUUCAAGAGUUUGCAAUGGGGAAAAUGAAGGUAAUUAUCAAGGUUGACAAUGGGUUGUUGAUAAAAAUGGCUCGAUUUUUAUGGAUCUAUAACGAUGAUGAUGGUGGCUCGAUAAUGGUUGUGGCUAGUGGUUCCUAUGUUGGUAUUUUGGAAAAGAAGGAAGGUUUCUCCCAUAAGAUGAAGAAAUUUGAUGCUCUAUCGAUUCAAAGGUCCUAUUUUAAUGCUCGAAUAAAGAG